UUCAUUUCCAUUAUUCCCAUCAACCCCACUGUUUAUUGGCCCUAGUUCUUCUGUCACUCUCAAUACCCCUUCCACCUUUUUCCUACCCACCCCCUUUCUCACUCACUCACCCUACAUUCCUUUCCAAUGCUACUCAAAUUCACCUUCACUCUUCUUUCACUAGAUCUCUCUUCAUUUUCUAACUAGGUCACAAGGUAAACCACUUUUCUCUCACUCACAGUAGAUCCAAAUUCCAAACCAUAGCUUCUCCAAGUUUAUGCGAACAAAUGGAAGUGCCGUUAGAGUCUGAAAAGAAAAAAUCUUCAGAAUCCAUAAAAAUCGCUUCAACCGGUUCGGUUUCAACGAGAAAGAAAGUGGAGACUCGGAACAUUCCAGAAUCCGGUUCAGCUACAAAGAGAUCCGGUUCAAUUGGUUCUUCUGCAAGUUCAGUACCGAGAAGAAACAGUACCGGAGGGUUACCGCAAACGCAACGGUCUUCUUUAUCAUCAGAUGGAAGAAUCAAACCUGCAACGAAAACCGUUAGAGACAAAACUGUUACUGAACCAGUGCGAAAAUCUCUACCGGAGAUUCGCCGGAGUUCCAUUUCCGCUUUGCAUGCCGGAAAACCGGUUGCGGCGACUCCAGUUGGUUCCAGUUUGAGGACGUCCGCCGUGUCUGGUUCGGAAGUUGUUAAGAAGCCGUUGAGUAAGCCGGCUUUGUCGAGGGAUAGAGUUGGUUCUUCCACAGUGGAUGGUUCCGUUAGGAAGACUGUGGGGAAGGUUUCGUCGCAGUCAUUGUCGGCGCGGUCACCAACUGUUUCUGGUGGAUUGAGGGCGGGGUCUGUGUCAUCGUCUUCGGAUAGAAGUUCUGGUUUGUCUGGAAGGAGGAAAGUGACGACGACCCCUGAUAGUCGUAACUCGCGGUUAAUUGUUCUUCCGCAGAUUGAGGUUAAAGCUAGUGAUGAUUUGAGAUUGGAUCUUAGGGGACACAGAGUUCGCAGUCUCACUGCCAGUGGAUUAAAUUUAUCCUCAAACUUGGAGUUUGUCUAUCUCCGUGACAAUCUCUUGUCUACAUUGGAAGGAGUAGAAGUAUUGACAAGAGUGAAGGUUCUUGAUUUGAGUUUUAAUGAUUUUAAAGGGCCUGGAUUUGAGCCUCUUGAGAGUUGCAAAGUACUGCAGCAACUCUAUCUUGCUGGAAAUCAAAUCACAUCAUUGGCAAGUCUCCCGCAACUUCCUAAUUUGGAGUUCCUUUCAGUAGCUCAAAAUAAGUUGAAAUCUCUCACUAUGGCAAGUCAACCUCGACUACAGGUCUUAGCUGCCAGCAAAAACAGAAUUUCUACACUUAAGGGUUUUCCAUACUUACCAGUUCUUGAGCAUUUGCGAUUGGAGGAGAACCCUAUACUGAAGAUGCCACAUUUGGAAGCAGCCUCAAUAUUGCUAGUUGGGCCUACUUUAAAAAAAUUUAAUGAUAGAGAUCUUGCUCGUGAGGAAAUGGCAAUAGCAAAGCGAUACCCUGCACAUACAGCUUUGUGCAUUAGAGAUGGUUGGGAGUUUGGUCGCCCUGAGCAAGCUGCAGAGUCAACUUUUCGCUUUCUAGCUGAGAAAUGGAAGGAUCAUAUUCCACCUGAUUUUUUUCUCAAAGAAGCCUCAAUAGAUAAACCUUUGGAAGAAGAUGUGUGCCACAGUCACUUCACAUUUGUUCAUGAUGGUGCAAUGAGCACAGACCCACCGUUAGUCUUAAAAUAUCAAUGGUUCUGUGGUGAUGUAACACUUUCAAACUUUGUCCCCAUUCCAGAUGCCACUGAUGAGUUUUACUUGCCAAAACAUAAUGAGAUUGGAAAAGUUCUGAAAGUGGAAUGUACUCCCUUUGUAGGAGAGACAGAAUAUCCUUCUAUAUUUGCUAUCUCUUCUCGUGUUAAACCAGGGAGUGGAAUUCCAAAAGUUGUAAGCCUUGAAGUCCAUGGGGAACUACUAGAAGGGAGUAUCAUCCGGGGUUGUGCUAAAGUUGCAUGGUGUGGUGGGACUCCAGGAAAAGGUGUUGCUAGUUGGCUGCGGAGGAAGUGGAACAGUAGUCCGGUGGUUAUUGUUGGGGCAGAAGAGGAUGAGUAUCAGCCAACCAUUAAUGAUGUCGAUUCCAGUUUAGUUUUCAUGUACACACCAGUAACAGAAGAGGGUGCCAAAGGAGAACCUCAAUAUAAAUAUACAGAUUUUGUAAGAGCGGCUCCCCCUUCAGUCAGUAAUGUUCGAAUAGUUGGAGAUGCUGUUGAAGGAAUCACCAUUAAAGGAGUUGGUGAUUAUUUUGGUGGACGGGAAGGACCUAGCAAGUUUGAAUGGUUACGGAAGAACAGGGAUACUGGAGACUUUAUGUUAGUGUCAGCCGGUACAUCUGAAUAUACCUUGACCAAAGAAGAUGUUGGUUGUUGUUUGACUUUUGUAUACAUACCAAUUAAUUUUGAAGGUCAGGAAGGAAAAUCACUGUCAGCGGUGUCUCCUGUUGUAAAACAAGCCCCGCCAAAAGUAACAAAUGUCAAAAUAAUUGGCGAUGUACGAGAGAAUGGAAAAGUCACGGCGACUGGUAUUGUAACCGGAGGAACUGAAGGAUCUAGCAGAGUUCAGUGGUACAAAACAUAUUCGUCAACAUUGGAUGAAAGCAAUCUUGAAGCAUUAAGUACUUCUAAAGUUGCUAAAGCUUUCCGCAUUCCUCUUGGAGCUGUUGGCUGUUACAUUGUUGCAAAAUAUACACCAAUGUCUCCUGAUGGUGAUUCUGGUGAAUCAACAUUUGUAAUAACUGAUAGAGCAGUUGAGACUCUUCCCCCCAGCUUGAAUUUCUUAUCAAUCAUUGGAGAUUACAGUGAGGACGGAAUAUUGACCGCUUCUUAUGGAUAUGUUGGAGGUCAUGAAGGAAAAAGUAUAUACAGUUGGUAUAUUCACGAGGUUGAAGGUGAUUUUGGUUCUCCGAUACCGGGGGUUUCUGGACUUCUGCAGUAUCACAUUACCAAAGAAGUUAUUGGAAAAUUCAUCUCAUUCCACUGUACUCCAGUACGUGAUGAUGGUGUUGUGGGUGACGAAAGAAUUUGCAUGGGCCAGGAGCGCAUUCGCCCUGGAAGCCCGAGAUUGCUUUCUUUACACAUAGUUGGAAAUGCGGUUGAAGGAACAACACUAAGAAUUGAAAAAACGUAUUGGGGUGGUGAAGAGGGAGAUUCAGUUUACCGCUGGCUUAGGACCAGUUGUGAUGGUGUCCAAAGUGAAAUUAUGGGGGCCACCACAGCAUCAUACAUGCCCUCAAUUGAUGAUAUUGGUUUCUAUAUUUCUGUUUCUUGUGAGCCUGUCAGAAGUGAUUGGGCUCGUGGACCCAUUGUUCUCUCUGAACAAAUUGGACCAAUAAUACCUGGUCCACCAACUUGUCAUAGUCUGGAAAUUUGUGGAUCAAUGAUAGAAGGACAGCGCUUGAACUUUAAUGCUGUGUAUACUGGAGGGGAGAGAGGAGAUUGCACCCACGAGUGGUUUAGGGUACAAAACAAUGGUGUACGAAAUAAAAUAAGUAGUCAAGCAGACUUUUUGGAUUUGACUCUUGACGAUGUCGGUGCCUGCAUUGAACUUGUCUACACACCUGUGUGCAAAGAUGGAACUAAAGGCAUCCCAAAGAACGUGGUAUCUGAUGUGAUUUCUCCUGCGGAUCCUAAGGGAAUAGAGCUCAUAAUUCCUGACUGUUGCGAAGCAAGGCAGGUUACCCCAAUGAAGAUAUAUUUUGGUGGACAUGAAGGAGUUGGAGAAUAUAUUUGGUACCGAACAAAGAUUAAGCUUGAAGGAUCUGCGCUACUAAAUAUAUCUAAUGGUUCUGACAUUGUGAUAUGUGGGACAGAGCUAACAUAUAAACCCACUCUAAAAGAUGUUGGAUCUUUUUUGGCCUUGUAUUGGGUACCAACUCGUGCGGAUAACGCUUGUGGAGAGCCAUUGGUUGCAAUUUGCAGUACCACAGUUUCCCCUGGACCUCCAGUGGUUGCUAAUGUACGUGUGAAAGAGUUGUCUUUGGGAGUUUAUUCCGGUGAAGGUGAAUAUUUUGGUGGAUAUGAGGGAGAAAGCAUUCUUAGCUGGCAUAGAGAAAAUAGUGAGGGGAGUGUUGAACCGGUCAAUGGGGCAAAUUCUAGAACCUACGAAGUUACUGAUUCAGAUUACACUUGUCGCUUGUUGUUUGGAUAUACUCCAGUUCGUUCAGAUUCAGUUGUGGGCGAACUCAAGUUAUCUGAUCCAACUGACAUUCUUUUCCCAGAGCUUCCAUAUGCAGAGAUGCUUGCUCUGACAGGAAAGGCAGUUGAAGGUGACAUACUUACAGCUGUUGAAGUGAUUCCAAAUAGUGAGAUGCAGAAACAUGUUUGGAGCAAGUACAAGAAAGAUAUAAGAUACCAAUGGUUUUGUUCAUCAGAAGAGGGAGAUAGUUCUUCAUAUGAGCCAUUACCAAAUCAAAAUUCUUGCUCUUAUAGGGUGAAGUUAGAAGAUAUUGGUCGUUGUUUAAAAUGUGAAUGUGUUGUAACUGAUGUGUUCAGAAGAUCGGGUGAGGUGGUAUACAUUGAGACAACACCUGUAUUGCCAGGGAUUCCUAGAAUACACAAGCUGGAGAUCGAGGGAAGGGGAUUCCAUACCAAUCUCUAUGCUGUUCGUGGCAUUUAUAGUGGUGGGAAGGAAGGAAAAAGUAGAGUCCAGUGGCUUAGAUCAAUGGUUGGAAGUCCUGAUCUCAUCUCUAUACCAGGAGAAACAGGCAGAAUGUAUGAAGCAAAUGUUGAUGAUGUUGGCUAUAGGUUGGUGGCCAUCUACACUCCUGUAAGAGAGGAUGGAGUAGAGGGCCAAUCAGUGUCUGUAUCCACAGAUCCAAUUGCAGUUGAGCCUGACGUUCUUAAAGAAGUGAAGCAGAACCUUGAUCUGGGAUCAGUGAAAUUUGAGGUAUUGUGUGACAAAGACCAAAAAAAGAUUUCAUCAGUGGGUACGUAUGAGAGACGAAUCCUUGAGAUUAACAAGAAAAGGGUUAAGGUGGUGAAGCCUGCCACCAAGACUUCUUUUCCAACUACCGAAAUUCGUGGUAGUUAUUCCCCUCCGUUUCAUGUGGAGCUUUUCAGAAAUGAUCAACACCGUCUAAAAAUAGUAGUGGACAGUGAGAAUGAAGCAGACUUGAUGGUGCAGUCCCGACACAUUCGGGAUGUUAUCGUUCUUGUUAUUAGAGGACUUGCUCAACGAUUCAACAGUACUUCCCUCAAUUCCCUUCUCAAGAUAGAGACAUGAUUAUUUUUUUAAUUGAAACUUUGUAUAGUCGUAUUUGAUUUGGGAAACCAAGUUUCUGAAACCAGUUAUCUCAAGGUUUGCUUGUCCUGAGUGAAAGUGUUUUGACAUAAUAGUUAUUGAUGCCACAAAUUUCAGGCCAUUAAUUAUUAGAGCCGUGCGUAACAUGAGAUAAUUACUAUUUAUGAGUUUCACAUUGUGCA
This is a messenger RNA of Medicago truncatula (barrel medic), 5452 nucleotides long. RefSeq names its product 187-kDa microtubule-associated protein AIR9. Lineage: Eukaryota; Viridiplantae; Streptophyta; Magnoliopsida; Fabales; Fabaceae. Bases 267 to 5252 code for a protein of 1661 amino acids. Gene Ontology annotation, molecular function: protein binding. Gene Ontology annotation, cellular component: plasma membrane; plasmodesma. The record is from RefSeq and is a predicted model, not a curated record. The transcript has 36 exons.